Copidosoma floridanum is the source of this 1908-nucleotide messenger RNA. RefSeq names its product A-type potassium channel modulatory protein KCNIP1. The record is from RefSeq and is a predicted model, not a curated record. Gene Ontology annotation, molecular function: calcium ion binding. Lineage: Eukaryota; Metazoa; Arthropoda; Insecta; Hymenoptera; Encyrtidae.
UACGGUGUAAUGCUUAUAAUGCGUGAGUCGAGCUAAUUGUUGAAAUUGAUGUAACUUGCAGAAUAGUGAGGGUAUCCUAAACUGACAUGUCUUGGGCGAGUGGUACCGGGGCAUCUGGGUCUACCUUCAAACUCCGUCACAGCAUUCAUGUUGCACACAAGCAACUCCGAGGGUCAUAAGAACCCUUUUAGACGAACUAUUGUGAAGAGAUCAAGGCAUAACGAACCAGUUCAAAAGACAAACGGUAGCGGCGGAUCAUGGGGCCGGGGUGGCAAGGGCCGGGGCGGCCGAGGUCGCGGGGGCGGCGGCGGCGCGAGUCUGCCGGCCGCCCCCGCGCUCCAGGCGAGUCAAUACCCGGGGGGCCUGCCGGCCGUGGAGCCGGGCCUCCGGGAGGUCGUCAACAUACUCGGCCAACGGAACCAGGCCGGCCGGCUCAUAGGCGUCGACCCGCCCCCCGGGGCCGUCGUCGUCGAGGAGCCGACCCCCGACGAGGAGGAGAGCCCUGAGAUGAAGCGCCCGCCCAAGCCCCUCUACAGGCGGUUCAUCAACUACGUGCGCGAGGCCUGGACCGGCGUCAAGUUCGCCCUAGCUGACAUGAUGUGCGACAUAGACUCCGAGUACGAGGAGGAGCAGAUACCGAGGUACAGGCCGGACUCGCUGGCAAGCCUGUGUCGCGCGACCCGCUUCACCGAGGCUGAGAUGAAGCGCAUCUACCGAGGCUUCAAGGCCCAGUGCCCCACCGGCGUGGUGCGCGAGGACACCUUCAAAAUCAUCUACUCGCAGUUCUUUCCCCAAGGAGCAAACACCAGCCAGUACGCCCACUACGUCUUCAACACCCUGGACCACGACCACAGCGGCAUCCUGAGCUUCGAGGACUUUGUGGUGGGUCUGAGCAUACUGUCGCGGGGCUCGAUGGACGAGAAGCUGCGCUGGACCUUCUCGCUGUACGACAUCAACGGGGACGGGCUCAUAACGCGCGAAGAGAUGACCGACAUCGUGACGGCCGUUUACGAGCUCAUGGGCAAAUUCGCCGAUCCGAAUCUGCACCGCAACCACGAAGGCAUCAGGCAGAAGGUCGACAGGAUGUUCCAGAAAAUGGACGGGAACAAGGACGGCGUGGUGACCCUAGCCGAGUUCCUCGAGGCGUGCACCUCCGACCCGGACAUAACGAGCAACAUCACCGCCCUGGAGACGGUCUUCUGACACGCAGCGCUCCGCCGUCUCUGCUCGACCUGGACCUGAACUGACUGCCACAUGGGAAAAGGGGGGACCCCUCGCCCGGCCUCUGGAGAUCAUUUUUGUCCUCCGGCCCCGACACCGAAUUUACCCACCGGUGGUGCUCAUCGGGGUACUCUGGAACGUGGGUGUGUACGUACCACACGUGUGGCGCGGCGAUCGAAAGUCGCCGGCUCGUCCUGGAAACGGGCGCGGGGAGGGGAGGAGGGUGUUGCGGGAGAAAUUUUGUGUACAUACGUAUUUUUCGUCAACGCUUUUAGUUUCAAUUUGGAAAAUUUCCUUUCAACCCGAGAUGGAUCGGAAUGAUGUUAAAUAAGGACGCCAACGUUGAUAAGCUUUUCGCUCUUAACACAUAUACAGCUGCGAGCCGGUCGGUGGUACAAUUGUGCACAAAAUCGUUAUCGGAAGAGCGAUUCGACGAGGUUCGCUCCGGGAAAGGGGGAAAAAUUCAACAAUGGGAAUCGAGAGAUGGCGUGUUUGUACAGGGAGUCUUCGAUCACAGAGGGGUGUCUUUGCGAAGUUGAUGGAGUUUAACGGUGCCAAAUAGUCCAAGUGUUGACCUUAGCUCAGAGCUUUGAUUGUUAAUCUGCUUCGGUUGGGGAUGAAAAGAGGUUGUUGUUCAAAAAAAUUUUUAAAAAGUAAAAAAAUUAAAAAAAAAAACCCGUGUGAAAA